Molecule: messenger RNA, 2174 nt
Organism: Nicotiana tabacum (common tobacco)
Lineage: Eukaryota; Viridiplantae; Streptophyta; Magnoliopsida; Solanales; Solanaceae
Source: RefSeq, a predicted model, not a curated record
UUUUAGGCUUUCAUACGCCCUUCUGUUAUAACAUCGUUUUGAUCAACUAAUCUUGCAAAGACAUUCUACCUAAUUUUAGGGCAUUUCUCAAUGGUCAUAAUUAAAGGUAGUUGAUAGUUUUGGCAUAAUGCUCUCUUUUUUUCAACUAAUUUAAAUAACCUUUACCAUUUAAUACAUAGAAGUUAAAUUCUUAGAACAAAUUGAAUUGAAUUGAAUUGAAUGCCAGAGAAGUGGCAAAAAAGUAGAGAAAUUAACCAAGUUGGCGAAAUUUGUCAUGUAGCUGCUGUUGCCUGCCGCGUCCUAUUUUUGAAUAUCUGCUCCCUCGCUCCUUCCCACCGUCCAUACAAGACGCCCACAUCUCACCUUAUAAACGUGAAUCCCCCGCCAUUCACUCUCUACAGUUUCUGCACAGAACUCCACACUUUGAACCUCGGGACAUACCACUGUACCUAAAAUUUCUUCAUAUAUAUAUAUUUAAGGGAUACUUCCAUUUCUUGUACGUAUCUGGAACUAAGCGAUUGGAAAGUCACAAUGUCGGUGACGUCGAGAAUGCCGGAGCUCCAAAUGCACAAGAAAUGGAAAGAUAGAGAAAUCAGUCCUGAACGCACUAAAGUUUGGACUGAACCUUCUAACCAUAAGCUCAAAUCUGACCGCAAAUUACCGGUUGUUUACUAUAUCUCCAGAAAUGGCCAACUUGAACAUCCCCAUUUCAUGGAAGUUCCUCUUUCCUCUCCUCAUGGUCUUUAUCUCAGAGGUACGAAUAUUUCCAUACCUAACACAAUUCACAUAGCGUGUGUUCAUAUGAUUUCACAUGUUCUGAACUUACUUUUUUGGUUGACAUUUAAUUCAGAUGUGAUCAACCGCUUGAAUUGUCUUCGUGGAAAAGGCAUGGCCUCUAUGUAUUCCUGGUCUGCUAAAAGAAGUUACAGAAACGGAUUCGUGUGGCAGGAUUUGACGGAGCAUGAUUUUAUAUACCCAGCACAGGGUCAAGAGUACGUUCUGAAAGGAUCACAGCUUCUCGAUAGCACAUUGCCUUCACAACCCGACGAAAUUGCAUGUUCUGGUUUGAGAAAUCCGGUACCCGAAGUACGGAAAAUCAGCGAAGAUCAUGAGUUUCCGGUAAUCCCAAGGCGCCGGAACCAGUCCUGGACUUCCUCCGAUUUCCACGAAUACAGAGUGUACAAGGCAGAGUCUACCGGCGAAUUGAUCGGAAGAGCCGCCAGCGACGCGUCGACUCAGACAGACGAUCGUCGCCGCCGGCGAAGAGCAAUGCGAAUUGUCGAAGAAGAAGACGAAGAGUUGAGAGAAGACCGGACCGUUGAACCGGACGUGGAUGAAAAGAAUAAAAAACGGUCGAUAGAGCUGAACAGAGGUGAAAUUUCACCACCACAGUCGGAUUCAAGCUCUGAAACGCUAGAGACAUUGAUGAGAGCAGACGGGAGAGUGAUCUUACGGCCAGAUACAAUCAGCGAAGAUCCAACGGUUAAUAUUCAAUCAAGCGGAAAGAGUGGUAAAGCAUCUUCCAUGCUGAAGCAAUUACUAUCUUGGGGUUCCAUGCCUUCCAAGUGUGGGCCCAGUUAUGGGAAAGAAAAUCGAUUUUCCAUAAUUUCACAACAUAAAUCGCGGCUGCCACGUGUCAGAGGCUCCAAUCAAGUGGAGAAGGAUGUAGAGAGUCCAAUAGUGGAAUAUCAUGAAAGUGAAGAGAUAAUUAAGCUGGAGGAUAAAGAGUACUUUAGUGGGAGUUUAAUAGAGGUAAAGAAGGAGAAAAUUCCUGUUCUAAAGAGAUCGGCUUCAUACAAUGUGGAAAGGUGUACAAAAUUGGAACUGACUGACAAAAAAGGAGAAAUGAAAGCAAGUGCAUUCUGAGAAAGCAAAAGAAUCAGUCAACCAGAAAGGCUAGGAAACAUUGACUUGUCUUGCAGUAAUAACGUUGCCCCUAUUUCUAGUAAUACUAGCUAGUGAUCAACAUGGUGCGCGGCAACUAGCAAGAUGAACAGAUGAUAGUGGUUAUGCCCCACGUCUAAAACUUACUACAUAAGCAGUAGAUGAUUAGGAAAUAGGAAAAUUCGUAGAGACAAUACCUCCUAAUCUCAGUUGUAGUUUUUGUAAAUUCAUUCAUGAAAAGGCUGAAAAUUCUUGGAGACAAUAUCUCUUGUUUUAGGAAUUUGACAAAG